AUGCAUACCUCCGCUGCCUGGAUUCUUGAAGGCCAGGAUGGUCUCGGGAGUCUCAAACUCAUCCAUGAUAAGCCUGCGCCUUCCCUGGGCGACUACGAUGUCUUGUUGCACAUUCACGCGGCAUCGCUCAAUCAUCGCGAUCUGGCUAUAGCUAAGGGUGCUCACUCUCUUGUCAUCAAACCUAACGUGGUCGCCGCAUCCGACGGCGCCGGCAUUGUGGAAGCCGUCGGCCCCCUGGUGCAGAGCUUCCAGCCCGGGGACCGAGUCUGCACGUACAUGGUACCGCACCAGCCCGAGUCCGAGCCGGUCACGUUCGCGGACAUCGGCGCCGGGCUGGGCCAGCAAGUGGACGGGACGCUGCGGCCGCACGCCGUGUACCACGAGACGGCGCUGGUGAAGAUGCCGGCGAGCUUAUCCUUUGUGGAAGCGAGCACGUUGACGUGCGCGGCACUGACGGCCUGGAACGCGCUGUUCGGGCUCGCGGCGCGGGCGCCGAAGAAGGGAGAUGUGGUGCUAGUGCAGGGGACGGGUGGGGUGUCAGUUAUUGCUUUGCAGGUGCCCGGCGCCACCGUCAUCGCCACGACCAGCUCCAAGGCCAAAGCGCAGCGUCUCCAGGCCCUCGGCGCCCACCAUGUGCUCAAUUACCGGCGCAACCCCAAAUGGGGCGAGACGGCGCGGGCGCUGACGCCCGACGGGAAGGGGGUGCAUCUUGUCGUCGAUGUCGGGGGUCUGUCGACGGCCAGUCAGUCGCUGAAGGCCAUCCGGCCCGAGGGGAUGAUUGCUAUGACGGGCUUGCUGGGCGGGCCUCCUCCCGGUGAGAAUGUCAACACGCUGGUUGACUGUUUGAUGAACUUGUGUACCGUGCGCGGGGUUCUGUUAGGUACACGCCGGCAAUUCGAGGAGAUGAAUCGCUUUAUCGAAGAGCAUGGCAUCCGGCCGGCGAUCGAUGAGAGGGUGUUCGGGUUCGCGGAGGUGAGAGAGGCGUAUGAGUAUAUGGAGGAGCAGAAGCAUUUCUCCAAGGUUUGCGUGAGGGUGGAAUGAGUGAUUCGUAUAUAGUGGUGGCGUUCGCAUGCGUAGAUGAAUUGUACUGCCAGUACAUGAAGGAGUAGUUUGGAAAAAAAAGGUAGUCGACAAAAGUCACUUGUGCAACCUUCCCCUCAAUGACGUUGAUUUCUCUCCGCAGCGGUGGUGGCCAGUUCCUUCUUCCCCCCUUCUUUUCCACACAUCCCAGAACAUACGAAGAAGUUCUUUGACUACUGUCUACUCUCUGGUUUGGUCUGACAAAGGAAGCAUAAAGCCACCGCCACACAAGAGACGUCAUUCCACACAAGAGCUGUGUGGUGUUAUCUUUGCAUAAAUUGUACUCCUUCCCCUCUUCUCUGAACCAUUUAAACGCUCUCCAACUCCCAGACAACUCCACAAUCA
Molecule: messenger RNA, 1425 nt
Organism: Aspergillus saccharolyticus JOP 1030-1
Lineage: Eukaryota; Fungi; Ascomycota; Eurotiomycetes; Eurotiales; Aspergillaceae
Product: zinc-dependent alcohol dehydrogenase family protein
Exons: 3
Coding region: 1-1041 (346 amino acids)
Molecular function (GO): oxidoreductase activity
Source: RefSeq, a predicted model, not a curated record